Messenger RNA from Limanda limanda (common dab), 2225 nucleotides. RefSeq names its product SANT and BTB domain regulator of CSR (gene sanbr). The record is from RefSeq and is a predicted model, not a curated record. Lineage: Eukaryota; Metazoa; Chordata; Actinopteri; Pleuronectiformes; Pleuronectidae. The transcript is spliced from 20 exons. Bases 1 to 2127 code for a protein of 708 amino acids.
AUGAGCCGCUACUGCUCGGACAACAACAACUUCCCCUAUGACAACAACGUCCUGGUUUUGGACAUGGUGCUGGGCUCUAUGUGGGGAGUGCCCCAGCCCAUAAACUGGGACAACGUGGCCAAGCUGGUCCCAGGAUUCACUCCCAAGGAGUGUGCCCGUCGAUUUGAGGAGCUGAAGAACACAGGGGGGUUCACUCACGUCGACAACCAAUGUAAUACUCUGACCGAGGGAGGCACCUCCCCUUCAAAUGGCCUGUCUAUCCUGAUGGACACUGGGGAGACGGUCGACUCAGGAGACAGCCAGAGCAGCAGCAAAGUUACAGGCUCUAAAUCGACACUCUCAGGAAGAGUUGGGGGGGGUGUGGAGAAGAAAGAGAAACGAGUGUCAGUAGACGAGGACGACCGACCUCAGAAGCCAAGAGAUCCCAACAUGGUCAUCCACGUGUGUGAUGAGACCAAGAACCUGAAGCAGGACUUCACGUGUCCCAGAGAUCUUCUGGUUAAAGAGAUGCGUUACUUCGCUGAGUACUUGUCUGUGGACGCCCAGAGAUGGGAGGAGGUGGACAUCUCAGUGCACUGUGACGUGCAGAUCUUCGACUGGCUCAUGAACUACGUCAGGAGGAACUCCGCAGGAGAGGGAAACAGGGACAAACCCCGGCUCGAGCCCAGCAAUGUGAUCUCAAUCCUGAUCUCCUCCGAGUUCUUGAAGAUGGAUACGUUAGUGGAUGAAUGUAUCCAGUACUGCUACAAAUACAUGAGCGCCAUCGUGGCUACACCCUGCAACAUGAACUGCAUCAACAGCAACCUGGCCACACGCAUCGCCGAGUUCUUCAGCCACAACGAGGCGGACGACAUCAGGGACAAAAAGGACAAGUUCAAGAGCAAGUUGUUCCAGAAGAAAAUUGAGCGUCUCUUCGAUCCCAGCUAUCAGAGCAGAGAUUCCCCGGGCAACGCCUCGACCCUCUACAGGUGUGGUUUGUGUGUGAAGAUGCUGACCAAAGACACAGAGAGGAAGAUUUGUUGUGUUCCAGGGAAAAUCAACGUCGAUGCUCAAGGAGAAAUCAUCUAUACCCACACAAGACAGAGGAGUUGGGACGUGCAUGAUUACAUCAGUGGACUAUAUGAGGAGCUCAAGUCCUGGGUCCUGGUUUACUGGAGAAUCUGGGGUACAAUCAAUUACCUCACCUGCUCCCGGUGCCAACAGUUGUUUGUCUGUGCAGAGCUGACCCACUGCAAGUACCACCAAGACAGUGUUCUGUACCCUGGCCCUGGUGCUGAGAAGGGCUUGCAUGGUGCAGGAAUUUAUCCCUGCUGCAACCAGAGGGUUCUCCGCUUUGACCCCACUGGAAUGCCCAAGGGCUGUAAGAUGCGAGACCACAUAGUGAACCUACCUGAUGAAGAGAGCUGUGAUGAGGUGACCUCAGCUCAGACCAGAGUCCUCAAUGACCUGCUGCUGCACAGAGACGCAGUGUGUGUGUCCAACACACCACCGGUAGAUGGUACUGAGGAGAGUCCGUCCAGUGCCGAGAAGGUUCAGGACUGUGAUGUUCUCUUGGAGCCAACACUCCUCAGACCUCUGAGAGGAGACGGCAGCACUUUUUCCCUCUUGAAAAACUGGAGUCUGCAGCUGAGGCACCAGUCUCUUCUGUCAGAGGACGAGGAGUACACCACGGGGUCAGAGGUCACUGAAGAUGAGGUGGGGGAUGAAGAGGAGCUGUCCAAGAAACAAGCUGCUAAGAAGGCAAAGAAGGCUCACAGACCUCUGAAGAAACAAAUGUCCUCUCCCAACUUCCAACGCAAAGACAAACCAGAGAAAUCACAGACGAGGGACAACACACCUUUCGUAGUGAGCGUUCAGAGAAGUAAGUGGGACAGCUCUCGCUCCAUGCGCUACAACCAGGACGCUCAGAGAGAAGAAGACCAGCGUCGCAUGGUGGAGAUCAUCGGCCACCUGACGAAGACGAGGUUUGGAGACGAGGAGCAGAGCAGAUCCAAGGAAACUAAAGAGCCGGCCGGGGGAACCUACUCCAGAUUGGAAGGGCAGUUUAAAAGUACAUCUCAAGCCAGACAGAGUUCAGAGAAGACACCCAGAUCUAAAACUCGCUACGCUCAGAUCCGGACGACGUAAAGGACCCGAUGGGAAGAAGGCCUCUGAGCUGAUGAAAAGACAGAUCAGAAGAAAGGAGGAAGAGGCGAGAUCUUCCUGUGUGGAGGAAAGUAACUUCC